Molecule: messenger RNA, 909 nt
Organism: Aspergillus melleus
Lineage: Eukaryota; Fungi; Ascomycota; Eurotiomycetes; Eurotiales; Aspergillaceae
Exons: 1
Coding region: 1-909 (302 amino acids)
Source: RefSeq, a predicted model, not a curated record
AUGCUAUCUGAGACAUUUCCCGAGCAUAUCCUCGAGGAUUCCACGCGCCGGGAGAACCUUUUCGGCGAUCUUGCCAAAAUCAUGCUAUCUUUGAACCAAAAGCCCCUCUCUCAUAUUGGAUCUCUGACAUUCGACAAUCGCACCGUCCAUCUGAAAAAUCGACCUUUGACCCUUCGACUCCAGGCACUUGAGAAUGAAGGCAUUCCAACGUUCCCUAGAGAGACAACCUAUACGUCAGUGGAACCAUAUAUUCUCGAUCUUUUACACUGCCACAACAACCGUAUUCGUCACCAGCCGAAUGCUAUUCACAAUGUCAAAGACGGACAAGAACAACUCGCAGCACUGACCAUGAUGCAUGGCCUUUUGCAUCGCUUUGUUUCCCGGAAAUAUCGCAAUGGGCCAUUCGUACUGACACUCACGGAUCUCCACCCAAGCAACAUAUUCGUUGAUGAUGACUGGCAUAUCACCUCUCUUAUUGACCUGGAAUGGGCAUGUUCUUUUCCGAUUGAAAUGCAAACACCCCCUUACUGGCUAACCGGCCGCGCGAUUGAUACUAUGGAGCAUGGACCGCAUUUGGAAACCUUUGAUCAGGUUAUUACGGAGUUCAUGAACAUAUACGAAGAACAAGAAGCAAGCCUGACCGGGUCUACAUUUCAAGGACAAAUCAUGAAAGAGUGCUGGGCCAAGGGCAGCUUUUGGUAUUUCCAAGCGAUUCAUAGCCCGAAAGGACUUCUUCGCGUUUUUAACGAGCAUAUCCAGGGGCGAUUUUGUGAGGAACAUUGCACCCAAAGUAUCUUUGAUCGGGUAGUCAGCCCAUACUGGGGUGAAGAUGCUGAACACAUUCUUAACAAGAAGGUGAAGGAGAAGGCAGAGUAUGAAAGUCAACUCAAAAGCCGAUUUGAUAGCUGA